Molecule: messenger RNA, 755 nt
Organism: Trichomycterus rosablanca
Lineage: Eukaryota; Metazoa; Chordata; Actinopteri; Siluriformes; Trichomycteridae
Product: usherin
Exons: 4
Coding region: 1-531 (176 amino acids)
Source: RefSeq, a predicted model, not a curated record
AUGGUGAUGGCAUCUGUGGCUCUGAUUUUUUUUGCCAUUAUUUUGGGAGUCGGUCUUCACAAAGCCAUCACUCGUCCACCUUACUCCAGAGAGCGCCCCCCACUCGUCCCCCUGCCCCUGCAUCCCCGCAGCCCCCACAGCAUCUACCCACCCAGCAACUCCUACCUGUUUGAUACAGUACCAGAUGCAACCAGCUCACCCAACAGCGUCACACUAAAAGGUUUCACCAUGCGCCAGGAGGAAGUGAUCGAUGCCAAGAUUGUGGAAUUUGGUGACGAUGCACUUGAGGGUCAGAUGGGGGUGGUUACUGUUUCAACACCCUACAUGAUUUCCCAUGACAUUUCCCAGAAUCCAUUAAGGCGGAGCGUAAGCCAGCUGAUAGACAGAAAGGUGGGAGAAGAUGAAGUCUGGGACCCUCAAAUCAGAGCACUACAUGACAGUGGCAUGUUUGACGAGGAGUUUGUGGACACUAUUAAAGGUUUCAGCACCGUGAGGAAAGAACACACCAUGUUCACAGAUACCAACCUCUAACCCCUGUCCACUCGGCGGAGCAGGAAGGAACCUGGUCAUGAUCGUCCUUCAGGGCUUCAAUUAAUCACCAUCCAGAGAGUGUAAUUAUUAACACGUCAACCAAUCAGAGUGAGGAGACAAGGGUCACUGAGGGUCAUUGCAUCGAAGAACAGACUGUGAUCACAUGAGCAAUAGUUUUAUUGAAAUAAAUAAUUAUUGAUAUUAAAGAGGGGAUGAAGUUCUUC